Messenger RNA from Pollicipes pollicipes, 3703 nucleotides. Its product is annotated as actin cytoskeleton-regulatory complex protein PAN1. The transcript has 5 exons. NCBI's taxonomy places the organism in Eukaryota, Metazoa, Arthropoda, Thecostraca, Pollicipedomorpha, Pollicipedidae. The record is from RefSeq and is a predicted model, not a curated record. The coding region runs from base 336 to 3551 and encodes 1071 amino acids.
GGCCGCCCCGCCCGCCUGUGACGGCGCUGUCAUGCAGCGGCCGCUUCAGCUACGCGCUCCGUGCCGACUGUCGGGGGCUGCGGCGCGCCGCGGCCAGCAGUGAGUGCGAGAGGCGCGCCGUGUCGUGUUCCCGCCAGUGGAGGACGUUUGCGGCGAGUCGGCGGCGAGCGUGCGCGGCCGGCCGGUGAGUGCUGCGGCCUACAGAGCCGGGCGAGAUCGCGGCCCGGAGCGACGCCACGCCCGUCCGCCCGGCGUCCGCGCGCCUCCAGACGUCUCUCCGCUCGGGCCUCGCGUGACGACACGGCCAGCGCGAGCCGACCUGUCGCCGGCUGACGAUGCGACGUCUGGACCUGACUGGCCGACGCGGCGCCGACUCGGAGCUCGUCGGCAGCGGGCUCGGCACAAGCGGCCGCAUCUCGUUCCGCGGCGAGGCCGCCGCGGACCGCGACGAGAGCGGUGCGCUCGUUACGUCGGCGAUCAACCGCUCGCUGCUGGCGAGCGCGGCGCGGCAGCCAGCGCUCGCCGGCAUCCUGAUGACGGAGAGCCGCCCGCGCGGCCGCCGCCGCGCCCUCGCCAUCGUCUUCCGCGACGAGCCCGAGAUCAUCGGCGUCGGCGGCGAGCCGGCGUCGUCCGACGACGAGCCGGCUGACGACGAUGGCGACGGCGAUGAGCGCGCCGAGCCGUCGGAGGUGCUCAGCCCCGAGGAGCGGGCGUUCCUCAACCUCACCAAACGCAACACCGACUUCAACUCGAUCAACAGCAACUUGACGGGCGCGUCUCGCACGCUCGUCGACUGGGUCGACGAAAAUGACGUGACGACUGAGCGCAGCGCGUUGACGGGCCGCCACAAGAAGUUCACGCCGGUUGUGUGCGUCGCGCCGUUCUCGACGGGGCGCGGUCCCGGCCCGCUCAAGGUGAACCCCGUGGCGCCGAUGCAGAACGGCGAGAUCGUGUCGAGCGAGCGGCUGCGCCAGGAGAUGGUGGAGAAGAAGGCGACGAAGGGCACUGAGCGCGUCACAAGGCUGGACGAGAGAGUCACCAAGCUUGACGAGAAGGUCACCCGGCUAGAUGACUCGCCGAAAUCGUCGGGCGACGAAGGGACGGGCGAGGCCGGCCGUUCCGGCAGCGACACCCCACCACCGGCGCAGGUCAAGCAGGACUCGGCGCCGAAGCCGGUCACCGCGAGGCCGUCGUGCGACGCAAGCGGCCUGCAGAGCGCGGUUCUGGAGAGCCGAGCGAUGCUGCGCGCCAAGCCUGACGGCUCACUGACCACAGGACACGAUCCGAAGCCCGGAGGCGGGCGUGCAGACGGUAAUCGCGACGGUGCGGCACCCGCAGAAGGCGGUGACGUCACCCGCAUGGGACCUUCGUCCGAGCCCGUCAGCAAUAUCGACGCCAUCAAAAAGAGGCUUGCCGAGAAGGCGAGCGCACAGAAAGAUGCAGCUUGGCGCACUCACGGAAAACUGGAGCGAAAUCAAGCAAAGCUCAAUUCCCUAGAUGGCAUUUCUCCUAGUACCAAGCGCAAAUCGUCCAGCGAAAUGGCUGGCUCUGUACCUGGCGUAGGUAAGUCGGCAGCAGAUCGUGCCAAAUCGCCCCCACGCGCUUCCGUGCCUCCCACAGCUGCGGAGUCGCAGGCAGCCGCGAGUGACGUCAGCAGCCAGAAGCCCGAUUCUGCAGGUGGCGUCGGCAAAAAUGGCGAAAACGCUAUCGCCGACACGAAGCAGAAACAUGUGUACGGCAGGGAACGGUCGAAGCGCGCGGCAGCCGUCGGGCAGAACGAGGCGACAGCAGAGCACGCGGACACGGACGCCAGAGGCGCAGCGAAACCGGCUGCCGGCGCCCAUAAGCCGCCCAUUCCCGGUGAAAAGCCACGGCUGGCUGCAAAGUCGGGAAAAGUUAGAGGGUUAAGUCAUCAGACAGGUGGGGACAAUGGCGACCGGCGAGCAAGCCUGCAAACUGACGACAUGAACCUGGCGAAAGUGGAUACACGGCAUCGCUCGAAAAAUGGUUCCGGGGAGGACGGUGACGACAUCACAGUGCGCGGUCGCUCCGAACAGGAAAUCGAGCGGGAGAGAUCACCCGUCAGAUUGACCAAGAGCCUCGAUUACGAGAAGGUGGCACGCGACGAGCAGACCGAAGGCGAUCUGCAGAAGGUCAACUCCUAUUCACCCAAAUCCUCGCUGCACAGGGAUGCCGAGACGAAGACGCAACGUGCCAUGAAGCGUGAGAAGGAGCUGGAACGGCAGCGAGAAAAGCUGGAGAAACGAAAUCGAGAGGAGAAAAAGGUUCUCGAGCGAGCCGAGCCUGCCAGCGUGGGGCGAGCGGACGGGCAUCGCGCUCUGGCGUCUCAGGGGACGGGAACUGGACAGGAUAGCGGGUCAAUAGGACCUGCCGGCCGGGGAACAUGUGACGCACCGAAGCCCCCGGACAGUCCACCCUCCCCUCGGCGAUCAAGCGCGCUUCACAGCCACGCCAGAGCGGAAAACCGGCAGCGACUCCCGCGCCAGUCGGACGUUCCCAGCCCAUCCCCUCCGGAAGUGGCGCCACCAGCGCCGGGCCCGCCGCCGCUCGCGGAGCGGGCGCGGCCCGCCGCCAGCCUCGAGCCCUCGCCCGAACAGCGCUUAUCCACCAGCACGGACGAGGAUGAGGAGGAGGCACCGCCGGCACCGCCGUUGCGCACGCUCUCCGUCAGUCCACGCUCGCGGCGGCGCGGCGGCCCGGCCGUGAGCUUCGCGCCGGGCGCAGCUGAGUGGCGCCGGCCGGGCGCCGCCAAGCCGCGCUCGCAGUCCGUGCCGCGGCCCGGCCUGCUCGACGAGCGGCUGAUGCGCGACGACGAGGUGCGGCGCCGGCUCGGCGGCGACGACGACCGGCGCUCGCGGCGCGACGAGCCGCGGCCGCGCGGCCGCUUCUCGCUCAAGAAGCUGCUCAAGUUCGGCCGCGACGAGAAGCGGCGCGAUCGGGACCAGGUGUACGGCGAGUUCCGCGCCAAGCCAGAGAUCAUCCACCCAAUCGACCGCGCUGGCGUCGGCUGUGUGGAGGUGAUCGGCCGCUCCGUCGAGCAGCGGCGCCGCGACGACGCCGAGCUGCGUCACCGCCGCGACCGGCUCGUGCAGGACGGCACCGUCGGCUACGACGCGACGCCGGCCAGGGGCUCACACCAGCCGAUCCCCCGGCCGCCGGAGAGGGCGACCCCCGCCUCGCACCCGGGUCAGGCGGCGUCGCCGGGUCAGCGGCGGGCCUCCGGGCUCACCCCUGAAGGCCGGCCCAAGCCGCCGCCGCCGCCGCCGCCGCCGGCGGCGUCUCGGCAGGGGGGCGAGCCCCGGCCGCCGCCGACGCCGCCCAGCCGGCCGCCGCCGCCCAACCCGCAGCUGCUCAGCCGGUCCCGGGACGCUCGGUCUCGGCCGGUCGGGCCGCCCGAGACCGACUACGCCAACCUGGCCGGCGGCCGAGCCGGCGGCAGCAGGGGACGACAGGUGGCGCCAGCACCCGUCGCGGGUCAGCCUGCGCAAGCCGGCUUCCGUCGUGCCGGCCAGCUUGGAGGAGAACUAUGACGCCGUCGCGGUCAGCAACCUGGACGCGCUGCGGGAGGUGGUGGACCAGAUGGCGCGGUACGGCGCCGUGCCGGACGCGCUCCGGCCGCUGCAGACGGCGCCGCUCGUGCUGCGCGAUUUUCAGGUGUCGGACGAGCGUCGGCUGUCGGUGG